This is a messenger RNA of Macaca mulatta (Rhesus monkey), 749 nucleotides long. The record is from RefSeq and is a predicted model, not a curated record. Lineage: Eukaryota; Metazoa; Chordata; Mammalia; Primates; Cercopithecidae.
GAGGAGAAGUUGACUUCAAUGACCUGGAAAAUGUCCUGCAAAAUAUGGGGAUAGAGCUCACAUCUAGAGAACACUUGGAGCUAGAGAAAUUACUUCCAAUUGAUGCUAAUGGAAAAAUAUAUAAGAAUAGGUUGCUGAAUUGUGUGAAAGGUAUAAAAGAGUUGCAAGUCAAUGUUCAUGACAUUGACAGUAUACUCGGAAACAUGGCAUUCAAACUCACAGCUGAGGAACUUAAUGAUCUAACCCCAAAUCUACCAGUGAAUGGGAAGGUUGAUAUAAAAAACCUGAAGACCGUUCUAGACAACAUGGGAAUCAAGCUCACAGAUAAAGAACUUGAAGAUCUGACACAAAGCCUGCCAGUCGGUGCUGAUAAUAAAGUGGCUCUGAAAGCAUUGGAGGAUGAAGUGAAAGCUUUUACUGGGAAGGUUGAUAUAAAAAACCUGAAGACCGUUCUAGACAACAUGGGAAUCAAGCUCACAGAUAAAGAACUUGAAGAUCUGACACAAAGCCUGCCAGUCGGUGCUGAUAAUAAAGUGGCUCUGAAAGCAUUGGAGGAUGAAGUGAAAGCUUUUACUGGAGAGGAAGUUGAUGUCAAUGACAUGAAAACAAUUCUAGGAAACAUGGGGAUAGAGCUUACGGAUAAAGAACUCACAGAACUGGUAAAUAAUCUGCCAGUUGAUGAUGGAAAGGUCUAUCAGAAAAGAUUGCUGGACGGUAUAAAGUUUCUUAGAGGUGAGGGAGAUGCUUAA